ACUGAGAAAGGAUUAGAAGUGAUGGCAGAAUCACAGGAUAAGAAAAUUCCAGCUGCAACUAGAAGUCGCUUACCCACAUUUAGUGCUAAGAAGAGAGCCCGCAGUCCUGAUGAGAAUUCUACAAAGGUGGUAGCAACAGAAAAGAGGAGGAAAAUACUUAGUGCAUCCACAGAAAAUCUCCAUGACACAAGCAUUCAGUCAGUGGGUAAAACCAAUUUGAAUAAUAGUUUCCGGUCAAGUAACAGCACAGGAAGCUUGCGUUCUAACUCAGUUCUCAACAGAACAACUACAGGUGUGGUGAGACCAGCAGUAAAGAAAACCCCCAAGUCAAAUGUAGGAUCAGCUUCUAAGACAAGUGUAGGUAACAAGAAACCCCCUGUGGGUCCCACAGUACCCAAGGCCACAGGCACCAAAGCAAAGAGGCCAGCAUGGGACUUGAAAGGUCGACUGCAGGACAUGGAGGAACUACUGAACAAACAGUCUUCCAAACGAGACAGCCUGGAAUCUCAGUUACAGGAUUACAAUAUUCGUAUCGCCAGUCUAGAGUCAGAGAAAAAUAAACUGUACGGAGAUGUCAGGCACAAAGAGGAAAUUGUACACGGGGCUUCUAAACAAAUCGAGGAAUAUCAGAGACAGAUUAGAGAGCAGGAGACUAAUUUUGACCAAACGAAACGUCGACUGCAGAUGGAAAUUGACAACAUUACAUUUCUGAGGGACAAUUUACAAAGACAAAAAGAUUCUUUAGAGGGAGAAGUCAGUGCUAAAACUAUAGAAAUCACAGGACUAAAAUCUUCUGUAGCAGAGCUUCAAACUGCUCAGGUUGGCAUAGCAGCACAACUCGAUGCUACAAAGAUCAGUCUUCAACAGUCUGAAAGUGCUGGUCGAGAAAAAGACAAUAAAAUAGCUGAACUCAAGCAGCUAUUGGCAGACAUGGAGACUCAGAUAGAAAAUUUUAAAAUCAAAGAACAAGAACAUGAAACUAUGAGGCGUAAACUCCACAACACAAUUCAGGAGCUAAAGGGAAAUAUCCGAGUGUUUUGUCGAGUCCGUCCUCUGCUUGGAGAUGAGUUACUGGGAAGUGAUGGUACAAUACAUCACAUGGGUUUCCCAGACGUAGACGGCAAGAUACUGGAGCUGGAAAAAAUUUCUGAUGCUGCCCUGAAUGAGAGUUGUUUGACAGCAAACAGGAAAGGAAACAACAAGUAUGAGUUUACCUUUGACAAGGUAUUUAACCCUGACAGCACCCAAGCUCAGGUGUUUGAGGAAAUAUGUCAACUUGUACAGAGUGCUUUAGAUGGGUACAAUGUCUGUAUUUUUGCCUAUGGACAAACUGGUUCUGGUAAGACACACACAAUGGAGGGGCCUUCACAGUUCAGCCCAGAGCAGACUGGAAUGAUCCCCAGGGCUGUGGUUCAGAUAUUUGAGAGUACCCAGGACCUGAUUAGCAAAGGUUGGCAGUAUGAAUUUGAGGCUUCUUUCCUGGAGAUUUACAAUGAAACUAUCCGAGAUCUUCUUGGAAACAACAGUGAUGACCUAAAACAUGAUAUUAAAAUGACUGGAUCAUCAGAUAAGAAAGAUGUGAUGGUGACCAAUUUAACAUCUGUCACAGUGACCUCAGAAGAUCAGGUCCAUGAAUUACUGCGAAAAGCCUCGCACAACCGCGCUGUAGCCGAGACAAAGUGUAAUGAGCGAUCAUCUCGUAGUCAUAGUGUGUUCAGGCUCCGGAUCUCGGGGGUCAACAGAAACACACAGGAGGCAUGUAUUGGAACCUUGAACUUGGUGGAUCUUGCUGGCAGUGAAAGACUGAAGGAGUCAGGAUCAGAGGGAGCCAGACUUAAAGAGACACAGGCCAUUAACAAGAGUCUGAGUACACUGAGUAAAGUCAUCAUGGCCAUCGCCAACAAGGACGGAUACAUCCCGUAUAGAGAGUCUAAGCUGACAUACCUCCUCCAGAACUCUCUGGGAGGGAACAGUAAGACUCUGAUGUUUGUCAAUGUGUCCCCCAAGGAAGAGUGUUUCCAGGAGACCCUCAACUCCCUUAGGUUUGCCACAAAGGUUAACCAGUGUAGUAUUGGUACAGCCCAAAAGAAAUCAAAAUAAUAACUGAUUGUAGAAUAAAGAAAUAUUAUUCACAUUGUAGAAACAUUGUAGAAAACCUUUGUAGAACAUGUGUAUUGUCAAGAGAUUUUCAUUUCAUUUCAAAUAGUCCAUAAUGUUGCUGCAAAGACACUUCAAAUGUUCUGUUCAUGAAUUAUUGUAGCUACUUUACGGCUAUGAUGAAAUCGUUUUUAGGUAAAAUUCAUUGCACGUUAACAUGUAAGUACAUGUACUAGUCCUUUAAACCAGAGUUUUUAAAAUGUCAGAAGGAAUAUUUUUAUCAGUUUUUGCCUACCUAGGUGUUGGUUUUUAAUGCUGUCUAAAUUUGUUGAUGCUCAUUUUUUUAUUUGCAUGAUACAAAGCAGUUAAUUUGUGGGUACAGAGCAUGUGUGCCCAAUUUGGUGACUCUUUACACCCAUAAUUAUAAUGAACUACAAGUAUUGAUAUUCAGAUUCCCUAAUAUAUAAACUGAAUUUUCAGCCCAAAUACAUGUAUGUUUUAAAACCACAAAAAUAAGCUGCAUUAAGGUCUUGCAUGUCUGUGUGUUAUUAGUGAUGUGCAUAUUUGUCCUGCUUUGUAUAUAGGAAUCUUGGAUCAAAAACCAAUUGUAAAAUUAUAUCAUUUCUAAUUUUCUGCUGUAUACUCUUUCUUCCUUUCUAUCCCUCAAAUAUUUCAAUGUCACCUGAUUCCAUUACAAAAUAAAAUAUUACAUAAU
Messenger RNA from Saccostrea echinata, 2812 nucleotides. Its product is annotated as carboxy-terminal kinesin 2-like. The record is from RefSeq and is a predicted model, not a curated record. Bases 22 to 2100 code for a protein of 692 amino acids. The transcript has 16 exons. Gene Ontology annotation, molecular function: ATP binding; microtubule motor activity; microtubule binding. Gene Ontology annotation, biological process: microtubule-based movement. NCBI's taxonomy places the organism in Eukaryota, Metazoa, Mollusca, Bivalvia, Ostreida, Ostreidae.